Messenger RNA from Emiliania huxleyi CCMP1516, 486 nucleotides. RefSeq lists its product as hypothetical. NCBI's taxonomy places the organism in Eukaryota, Haptophyta, Isochrysidales, Noelaerhabdaceae. The record is from RefSeq and is a predicted model, not a curated record. Gene Ontology annotation, molecular function: glycosyltransferase activity. The transcript has 4 exons. Bases 1 to 486 code for a protein of 161 amino acids.
AUGCCUCCAGUGCUGGAGGCCUCCGCCGCGGCCGCCGCGGACCCGGCCGACCUCCACGUGGUCUUCUCCGCCGAGUGCAUCCCUGCCUUCGACUGGCAGAGCGCCGGCCUCUUCUACUCCUUCCGGCGCGUGCGGCAGCCCGGGCGCAUCACGCGGCUGCUGGCGUGCUCCGAGGCGCAGCUGUCCACGUACCCGAAGGUUAACCUCGAGAUGGGGCCAACCUUUGUUCACAAGAACAUGCGCUUCGACGCGAGCAACGACGCCGAGAAGGACGACCCGCACAACGACGGUAAAGGGACGGGGUAUGCCUCCUACAACAAGCCCUACUCGGUGAUGGCGUGGCUCGAGCAGACCGACGUCGAGGAGGACCACGACUAUGUCCUCUUCAUGGACUCGGACAUGAUCCUCCGCCAGCCGAUCGACCCGGUGGCGAUGGGCGUGACGCGCGGCAACGUCGUCUCAGCAGGUUGCUCACAGAAUUCUUAA